Molecule: messenger RNA, 810 nt
Organism: Funneliformis mosseae
Lineage: Eukaryota; Fungi; Glomeromycota; Glomeromycetes; Glomerales; Glomeraceae
Source: the annotation of a GenBank genome assembly
AUGACGUUAGGAGAUUUUCUUAAAACAUUGCUUGUAGCUAAAGCAUAUAAAGAGUUGGCUUCUUACUUUGAAGAUGAGAAAGACAGUGAAUACAUACAGUCAACAUUAUGCAAUGCUCUAAUCAGAUUUACAUAUUUCAUCAAAGUGACGUAUACAUCAAGUAGACAAAAACUCUUGCAAUUUUUUAUCCAUGGUGCUGCUAUCUUGUGCAAAAAGUGUGAGAAAGGUGCUAAUAUUAUUAUACCAAUAUUUAUGGGCAAAGCUGAUACUUCAUUAGAUGCUAACAGAAUCUCUUACAUUUUGAUUCAAGUGAAAAAUUUACAAAAUGAUACAUGGGAUGAUACAUACUCGUCUUCAGUAAUAAGCAUUUUAUCACCUGCUCGUAUUGGCAUUAAAGAUUUACCGUAUAUUUCAUUUUUAUCUAUUUAUAUGCAGCUUCGUUCACAAUCUAAGCAAUUUGAGAUACUAAGUUCACUAACAUUACAUACUAAAAGGGAAGCCACACAGCUCAAGCGUAUCAUCAGCGAAGUUGGUAACAAAUAUCUUACACAAGAUGACUUUUUUAAGAAAGUACGCUUGAUGCCUUCAGGAGAAUCUGCCAGUGCAUCAGAAAUUAGCGCAAUUCACAAUCAUUUCCAAGUUGCAUUUUCAUUGUUUGGACUGUCUCUUGAUGUUUAUGCAUGUUUAACACAUGAACUUACUCAUGCAUUAGAGAAAUUGUUAGUAAUAUCAAUGGAUGUUCUUGAUAAGUUUAUAGAUGAGGAUGAUAAGCGAAGGAUUAUAAGAAUAUUACUAUUACAAUAUAGGUGA